AGGCAAUCGUACCCUCCGCCAUGCUCGCCCGCCCCCCAAUCCUGCGGUCCUUCGUCCUGCCUGAAAACACCAGCAGCGUGUGCAUUCGCUGUCUGCGCCGCCUGUCCAGAUCGCCCGCCGCCGUCCGACCCUUCUCAAUCCGCUCGCAGCGCGGUGCUGUUGCCGCAGCCGCCGGGCGAAGCACUUUCACCAGGGACUAUUUCUGGGCCAAUGGCACUUUGAAGGAGACGUUUGGACGGACAACGCGUGGCCUGCGCAAUGGCUCCCCGCAGUCGAAGGAGGCUAUCGCCGCAGCAGCAGCAGAGCUCCCCCGAGCAGCGCCCUCCGCUAAAGAAACCUCACAAGAAGUACCCCAGGAGCUUCCCCACCGACGACGAAAACGACUACGGGAGGAAAGUCUCCGCAAGGACCCCCCUGAGCCCGAAUCUGCAGAGGCCAGCUACCCCAUUGCCCCAGAUGCGUCCUCCCGCCUCACCACCGUAUCGUCGAACCUGCCCGCCAACUCCAUCCGGCGACUGCUCACGACCUAUUUCUCCCUGGCCAAACCGCGCCUCAGUUUCCUAAUUGUCCUCACAACUACAGCUCCUUACUCGUUAUACCCAGUGCCUGCACUCCUUGCUCCAGCCGCCACAGCCGCGCCCUCUCUCUCGACCCUCACUCUUCUUUUCCUCACCACGGGAACCGCCCUCUGCUGUUCCUCAGCCAACGCCCUCAACAUGCUCUUCGAACCCAAAUACGAUGCCAUGAUGACCCGUACCCGGAACAGGCCAUUGGUGCGCAAGCUCAUCAGUCCAACGGGCGCCCUGCUCUUCGCCAUUGGAUGUGGUACAGUUGGCGUUGCUGCCCUCUACUACGGCGUCAACCCCACCACGGCCUUCCUCGGCGGUCUGAACAUCUUCCUAUACGCUGGUGUGUACACCCCUCUGAAGCGGGUCUCGGUGAUAAACACUUGGGUCGGAGCGGUGGUCGGUGGCAUACCACCGCUGAUGGGCUGGACUGCUGCCGCCGGGCAAUGUGCUCAAAAUGGGACCUGGCAGGAACUCCUUUUCGGAGAAGGCAGUGCAGGAGGAUGGCUGCUAGCAGCGCUCCUCUUUGCCUGGCAAUUCCCCCACUUCAAUGCCCUCAGCUGGGCCAUCCGUGACGAGUACAAGUUCGCCGGGUACCGGAUGCUCUGCUGGGUCAAUCCUGCGCAAAAUGGCCGUGUCGCGUUACGCUACGCGAUUCUGAUGUUCCCGGUCUGCUUUGGACUCACCUACGUGGGCGUCACAGAUUGGGGGUUUGUAGCGACGAGCAGUGUGAUCAAUGGCUGGAUGGUGUAUAAAGCGGUGCAAUUUUGGCGGGAGAAGGGACAUAAGGGCACAGCGAGGGGCUUGUUCUGGGCCAGUGUAUGGCAUCUUCCAAUCGUCAUGGUUUUAGCCAUGGCUGAGAAGAAAGGGCUAUGGGAGAGGAUUUGGCGAGGGCUUUUUGGACAGCCCGAAUCAGACCUACUCCUUUAUGGCGAGGAUGAAGAUUUGGAUGAAGAAGAGCCCGGGGUGGACGCAUCUGUGGUUGAUCGGGGGAGGUUAACAUGAUGUACCCUGGCUUGUAAGUUCUAUUGUACUAUUAUUGAUGUGGGCUCAUAUAGGGAGGCGCAUUGCACCGGUUCUAUAGCAAACCAUUGGACUCAACAGGUUCACUGUACAUAUAUAUUGUGUUGAUGGUUUCAUCACUAUAUACGUGCAGUCUAUUUCUUCCUUUGUACAACAUCUCUCAUUCCGUUCUCUGCGCCUACGCUGUCUCCACGCCGGACCACCUUCGCAGCAUAUACUGAAUCUAUCCUAGCAUGCGGGGCGUUAAGGAGGUGGCACUCUUGGUUUAUUGUGUAUGCCACUGCUUGGGGUGUUUCAAUGGAUUUUCAGAUAAUCAAUCGUGAUGGAAGGUCUUCACCCUGGGCUGUUUGAAAAGUCGUUGAAGCCCUCUAAGCACUGGUAGACAGGUGAACGCACAAGAGCACCUUUAGCGAUGCGAAAAUCUCAAGUAAGAUUGAUAGAUACAGUUCUAGUUAACGUAGGUAGCAAGC
Mytilinidion resinicola is the source of this 2059-nucleotide messenger RNA. Its product is annotated as mitochondria protoheme IX farnesyltransferase. The transcript has a single exon. The record is from RefSeq and is a predicted model, not a curated record. Gene Ontology annotation, cellular component: mitochondrion; membrane. Gene Ontology annotation, biological process: heme biosynthetic process. The coding region runs from base 21 to 1571 and encodes 516 amino acids. NCBI's taxonomy places the organism in Eukaryota, Fungi, Ascomycota, Dothideomycetes, Mytilinidiales, Mytilinidiaceae. Gene Ontology annotation, molecular function: protoheme IX farnesyltransferase activity.